UUGGCUGAACACGUGAGCAUGCGCAGAGAAUUCGGCGCGCGAAAGCUGCUCCAGGAAGUGAGAACAACUGAACGCUAACGGCUGCCAGUUUGGGAUCUGAAGCUCUCACACAACUUCCACAAUCUCUUAACAUCUGCUUUAUUAUGGCAGACCCGAAGGACCAGGAAGAGCAUGAAACCACUGGAGAAACUGCAGAGGACUCCAACCAUGAUCCCCACUUUGAGCCCAUCGUCUCUCUUCCUGAGCAGGAUGUGAAAACAUUAGAAGAGGAUGAAGAAGUGCUCUUUAAAAUGCGGGCCAAACUGUAUCGUUUUGCAUCAGAGAACGAUCCUCCAGAAUGGAAGGAGAGGGGCACUGGUGACGUGAAGCUCCUGAAACACAAAGAAAAAGGUUCCAUCCGCCUCCUGAUGAGGAGAGACCGAACUUUGAAGAUUUGUGCCAAUCAUCAGAUCAGUCCCCUGAUGGAGCUGAAGCCCAACGCUGGCAGUGACAGAGCGUGGGUGUGGAACACACUAGCAGAUUACGCCGACGAAUGUCCCAAACCAGAACUACUGGCAAUACGCUUUCUAAAUGCAGAAAAUGCUCAGAAGUUUAAGGUGAAGUUUGAUGAAUGCAAAGAGGAGGUCAAAAAACAAGUAGAGGGAUCAGGCGACACUGACAGUGCAAACAAGGUGGCAGAGAAGCUGGAGGAGCUCUCGGUAAAAGAGAAGUCAUCAGAGGGAAAGAAGGAAGAGGACAAAAAGGAGACCGAGAAGAAUGAGGAUGAGAAGAAGGAGGUGAAAGCUGCAGAGAAGAAUUAAGAAUCUAUUCUUUGCUGAUCUUCAGUUUUUGUUUUUUCAGUUUUUCCUCUUUUUCUACAAUAGACUAUAUUGAACUGAAUUUGGACUCUGACAUAUUAGGUUUUUUUGUUUUAAUCUGUUUUGCCUCAAGAUCACAAGUCCUUGAAGCCACUGGAGAAAAUAUCAGACGCAAAGUUUCUAAAAGCCCCUUUCCCACUUUUCUCAGCGGAAGCCCGUAACUUUCCAUCCUUACUUGGAAGAGGUCAACAUUUCUAUUGACUAACUGUGAAAGGAGGCUUGUGGUAGCGAUCAUUCCCACAUUGGGGUGUUUUUUGUUGUUGUUUUUUCGUUUUAUGAUGAAGCAGAGUAUUUGUGGGGGGGGAGAACAUAAUGUAGCCUGCUGAUCAGCAGCACCAGGUCAGAAACAAGACAUCAGGGCGGUGCCUGAGAUUCCUGUCCACACUUCCUCUAUUUGAUCACAAGGUGAAGGCUUCUCUUUGAAGUGAUUAUCUCUCUGGGUUCCUCCUUUUAGUUUAGCUGUUGGCUGACUUGGAAGAGGAGGAAAUCCCUCUGGACAGUUUUGGAGCAUCAGACGAGUCACGAUCAGGGUGUCCAUUUAUGGGUUAAUGGCGGAUAACAUGCACUCAGUUAAGAUUCUCAUCUUUGCCUUUUAUUUAGCGUUUAAAAUGAAGUCCAAAGCAAAAACGGUUCAUGAAUUUGUGCGGCUUGUUUUUCCUCACUCUUGUUUUUGAUCAGGAGAUUAAAGUUUGUAUGUUUUAGUUCAUAACAUUCCCAGACUUUGAAGCAUUUAAUGUGUACGUAACAGAGCGCUCCCAUCAGGUCUGUGUGCUCACCGCUCUCUUUCCACCCGAUAAGUCCCCAACCUGGACUCCAGCGCAUCCAAGAGCCAGUGCAUCUGUAAAUACAUGUAUAUGGAUGAAAUGCUGCUCUUUGCUUGCACUCGGAUCAGAAAUGUUUCCUCCAACUUCAAAUAAAAGCUGGUAAAGAUCA
This is a messenger RNA of Cyprinodon variegatus (sheepshead minnow), 1790 nucleotides long. RefSeq names its product RAN binding protein 1 (gene ranbp1). The transcript is spliced from 6 exons. The record is from RefSeq and is a predicted model, not a curated record. NCBI's taxonomy places the organism in Eukaryota, Metazoa, Chordata, Actinopteri, Cyprinodontiformes, Cyprinodontidae. Gene Ontology annotation, molecular function: GTPase activator activity. Gene Ontology annotation, cellular component: cytoplasm; centrosome; nuclear pore. Gene Ontology annotation, biological process: positive regulation of mitotic centrosome separation; nucleocytoplasmic transport. Bases 144 to 800 code for a protein of 218 amino acids.